Molecule: messenger RNA, 3311 nt
Organism: Columba livia (rock pigeon)
Lineage: Eukaryota; Metazoa; Chordata; Aves; Columbiformes; Columbidae
Gene: RPP25
Product: ribonuclease P and MRP subunit p25
Exons: 1
Coding region: 403-1050 (215 amino acids)
Biological process (GO): tRNA 5'-leader removal
Cellular component (GO): ribonuclease MRP complex
Molecular function (GO): RNA binding
Source: RefSeq, a predicted model, not a curated record
GGAGAGAGAGGAGGGAGAGGGGGAGGAUCUGCUAAUUACACUGAACAGCUCUGGGGGCUGCUGAAGUCCAGAAUGAAGCAAAGAGCAGCAGAAGCGAGCGCUGCAGUGGGAGCAGAGGAGCCCGAGCAUCACCGAGAGCCAGAGCCAGUCGUUCUCCCUGCUGGGAGCGACCGGGGGCACCCGGAGGAUCCUGCAGCCCUGUGUCCCCUGGGGGACAUCCUCCGGCACAGCCACCGAGCCCCCUGCCAGCUCUGGGCAAGGAGAGGGGAAGGGGCUGGCAGUCCCGGGGGUGCAGGGUUAAGCUCAGCCAUCCGGCGGGCUGGGCUGGAGGGCAGCGGAGUCAGCCCCACCAUGGUCCCGGGGCGCUAGGAGCCCAAGUGGAUCCCUGAGAACGGGAGAAGGAUGGCUGCAGAAGGAGGGGGAGCCAAGCCCGUUGCCCGGUCCAGGAUGGAGAACUUCCGAAAGGUGAGGACCUCGGAGGAGGAGAGCCCCUUGCCCUUCCCUGACCUGCCCCCCGACGUGGUGGAGAUGAAGGUGAAGGAGGGCAGCAAGAUCAGGAACCUGAUGAACUUUGCAAUGGCUCAGAUGGAGCUGAAGGGCAGGCGGCAGAUUGUCUUCAGCGGCUCUGGCAGGGCAGUCACCAAGACCAUCACCUGCGUGGAGAUCAUGAAACGGAAGCUGGGAGGUCUUCACCAGGUCACCAAGGUGCGCUACAAAACCCUGUGGGAGGUCUGGGAGAACCAGGACCCGCUGCCCGGCGGCACGGCACAGAGCAUGACUGUCCACAAGAAUGUCCCCUCCAUCUGCAUCCUCCUCUCCAGAGACCCCCUGGACCCCAACCAGACAGGCUACCAGCCCCCGGAGCCCCAGAACGGGCUGGGGACACAGCCUGGAGAUGCAGAAGACACAUCCAGCUCCUCCACCAAGGGGCUGAAGCGGCCCCUGCCACCUCCCCAUGAGGAGCUGCUGACCAAGAAGUUGCAGGUACAGGCACCCAACAGCCCAAGGGGCUCGGGGACCCCGGACCACCAGCCAGAACACCACCACUGACCCCACCACCUCCUGCCCUGACCGCUGUACACCGGGUGUAGAGGCAGGAAAACACUCCCUGUAUAGGCAGGGAAUUAUAUGCUGAAGAAACUCUGGGGGCUUUUUAGCUGCUUUGCUGUAGAUAAAGGCACGGUGCUUGUUUUGAGGUCACUGAUGUGCUGUAGGGUCCCCCACCUGCUGCUCCAGGUGACCCCCAUGCAUGGGGGCUUGCAGCUGGGGGGGCACCAUGUCCCCAGAUUUGGGGUGGGGGUUAAAGGGUUAAACCUGCCAGCCCUUGGUUAUGGACUGAAGCAGGGAGGCAUGUGUUUUGGGGAGCCGCUAGCCCCACAUUCAGCCCCCAGAGGCAAUGUCCCCUGCAGUGACCCCACGGAGCCAGAGCGCCUGCUGCCUGUCCCCAAGGGCUGCCCGGAGUGGGGACGGCGGCUGCACAUCAUCGCUCCCCACUGCGGAGUCUCAGCCAUCAGGAGCGACAGUUUCACCCCAAGCCCGUUGGAGUAACACCUCCAUUAUCAAAAACACUGCAAUUACGCCCAGAGAGGAGCUGUCAGGUUUAUUAAUGCUGGGCUCAGUACCCCAUGGAGCCGCGAUUCAUCCCGAACAAAACACACCAACGAGCAGACCAGUCGCUCUCUCCCUGGGGGACAGCAGAAGAAAAGAAACCAAUCCUUCUCCUCCCCACAUCAGAUACUCAGGUCUUUGCUCGCCCAGAGGUGUUUGCAGGGACAGGGGCUGGGGUGAAGCCCCAGUGUCAGGAGCUGGGGGCUGGAUGUGGUGUCUGGAGUGGGAUGGAGAGGUUUUGGGGUGGUGGGCUUGGCUGCAGAGCCCUUUGGAGCAAAUCCCUUGUUCCUUCAGUGGGUAACGAGGAAACAAAUGGAAAAUAAAAGCUUUUUAGAUAUAGUUGAAAUAUGUUUAUGGGAAAAUGGUGGGAUCAUCUCAGCUGCGGACCACAGCACAGCAAGGUGAGACUGUCGCUGCUGCUGAGCCAGGAUGAGGAGAUCCCGGCCAAACCCUGUCCCGAGGGGGAAUGGGAUGUGGGAGGGUUUCUCCUACAUGCCCUGGCCUCGCUGGCAUGGCGAGCCUGCCAAAGCCCCUGCGCUGGGGACCAGGGAUGGGUUUGGGAGGCCAAGCAAGCCCCGAGCCCCCUCCUCGCCCUCCGGGGAUGGUGAGAAUCCCCUCUUUUGACAAGGGCUUUGAGCGGGCAUGAAAGGAGACAAGGGGAGUGAGGAGGAGGAGGAAGCAGGGGCUGUUUUGUUUGGCAAUGACCUUGUUCUCUCCCUCAGCAGCAGCUGCUUCUCCGGGCCAGAGGCUUGUGCUUAUCUGCCCUGCCACAGAUUGAGUCGCUUCACUUAUCUGCUGCCCUGUAAUUGAAUAUUAAUUUCCAAUUGUGUGUGUGUGUGUGUUGUGUUUUUUUUUUUCCAAUGACUAUUUUUUUGUAGGUUUAGGGCUGGGAGAGCUCUGGGCUCCAUCCCACCCAGCGAUCGUCAUACCAUCGUCCCCUCGCAGGUGUGGGCGCUGUUUGGGUUCAGCCCUCUGCCGGAGCACCAGGUGUGGGCUCCUACCCCACAUGCACUUAAAAUCAUUUUAAUCAAUAAAAUCUUCUGUAAAUACACUUAUCAGAGCCUAAAGACUGCCCUGAGAAUGAACAGCCCUUCACCUCCCCAGUGCUGCCCCACUGCUGCCAUCUCACAUUGCGCACAGCAAAGAGAAAAAAAUGUAUCAUUCAUUUCUUAUUAUUUUGUUGAUGUGCAAAAUUAUUUUUAAUCUAUUUUAUAUGUGGGCAAUUUCCAGUCUUCGAGGCAAGAGGAGCCUGGGGAUUUAGCACUCCUCACUUUGUUGACUGUGGACCAAGGAUUUCCUGCAUGAGAAGAUGUUUAGAAAAAUGACUGUAAACCAAAAAAAUGAAGCAUUUAAAAUAGUGUGAUGACACCUGGCUCCACAGGGUCCUAAGUUGACAUGAUGAUCUUGUGCUACGGCGCUGAGGCACAGCCCCAGGUGUCCAAAAAGAGCAAUUUUGGGGUGAUUUUUUGAUCCUGGUGGCUGGUUCAGCCCUGACCUCCUGCUGGCCCAUGGGGCGAUGGGCACCGACAGUGGCACCUGUGAGGUUUGGGGACAAGUGAGCAACUAUUUGAUGCUUUAUUUUCCUGAUUGUGUGCCCUCACACCUUGCUUGCCAGUCACAUUCAAAUAAUUUUCAGAAGACAGAAUUAAUUUCUUUGAAGUGUCUUUGGCUAUGUUCAUGUCAAUAAAAUCAGUGCUUUACAA